GGGGAGGAAACUAUUCGAGCCCCGCAGACAGCCUGCCCCAACCACGGUAGACUGGAUACCAGGCUAUGUUACGCCCACGACCGAAACUAUGAUCAAGGUGUGGCCGCAACAUUUUUGUUCGUGCAGAACAAGGUAGGUCAGCCUAGCUAACACACACACACGUGCAAACAGCGCUUAGUUUUUGAGGAAAAUUAACCCAAAUGGCGUACGGGCACUCUCCCAAGUACUACUGCGUGGUGGAUUUUGAGGCGACAUGUGUCAAACCGCGUCGGGCGGACUUCCGGACCGAAAUUAUCGAGUUUGGUGCCGUCAUCGUGGAUGGGAGUAACUUCCAAAUGAUUGACGAAUUCCACGAGUACUGCAGGCCAGUGGAGAACCCCGUCCUCCAUGAGUUCUGCAAGGAUCUCACCAAGAUACAGCAGAACACGGUGGACGCUGCCAGCCCCUUCCCCGUGGUGUUUGACCGCUUCCAGAAAUGGCUGUCCGGCAGAGGCCUGACAGACUCCAACUUUGCACUGGUGACAGACGGCAUCUUCGACUGUAAUCAGAUCAUGCGGUCCCAGUGCGAGGUGUCCCGGAUGUCGUUCCCAAGCUUUGCCCGGAGGUUCUCUAACAUCAAGGUUCACUACAUGCAGUUCAUGGGGAUCCGUCUGCGGCGCGGCCAGCCGACCCCCCGCAUCCCGGACAUGUUGUCGGCCCUGGGCAUCAGUCAGGAGGGGCAGCUCCACAGCGCCAUCAGCGAUGCACGCAACAUCUGCCGCAUCAUGGAGGCCCUCGCGCGCCGACUCCGGGCCAAAGGGCGACCCGCCGUGUUCCCGAACAACGAGACACUGAAGGCCAACUGGGUCGUCAAGCAUCCGUCCGACUAGCUCUGCUACCGAGCUAAAAUUCAAACUAUGCAACAACGUCGUCGAUUUUUAAACUGUAGUUUCGUAGAGCGUACUGUAGUUUGGGUUAGAUUUUACACGUUGUUUUGCCGUGAUCCACUGUGUGUGUGAAUAUGAACUUAUGGAAUGAAAUGUGCAGGAUUUUAAACUUCUUAUGUAUUGCAACCUUCUCCCUGACAAUGAUAUGUGAUUCCGCGUAUCAAUAUAUA
Molecule: messenger RNA, 1096 nt
Organism: Branchiostoma belcheri (Belcher's lancelet)
Lineage: Eukaryota; Metazoa; Chordata; Leptocardii; Amphioxiformes; Branchiostomatidae
Product: 3'-5' exoribonuclease 1-like
Exons: 6
Coding region: 201-869 (222 amino acids)
Biological process (GO): exonucleolytic trimming to generate mature 3'-end of 5.8S rRNA from tricistronic rRNA transcript (SSU-rRNA, 5.8S rRNA, LSU-rRNA)
Cellular component (GO): cytoplasm; nucleolus
Molecular function (GO): 3'-5'-RNA exonuclease activity; nucleic acid binding
Source: RefSeq, a predicted model, not a curated record